AUGGCUAAAGUUAACAGGAAACCAGAGAAAUCUAAAACAGUUAUGGAACAACCAACUUCAAGCACAAAACAAUUAAGUUCAAGAGUAAAAGGGAGGAAGAAGAAGAAUCCCUGCCAACCCAGGUACAGAAGCGGAGGCAAGGUAAAGAAGCUACUGAGGGACAUUAAAAAGGUACUUCAUGGGAGUUCAAGAAAAAAAUCCUCUUGUACUAGUACAACAAUUCCGAAAAAGGUGAAGAGAGUGAAAAGGUCCAAGAAGUUUCGUCCACUAGCAAAGAUUGAAUAG
This is a messenger RNA of Cynocephalus volans (Philippine flying lemur), 285 nucleotides long. RefSeq lists its product as uncharacterized. Lineage: Eukaryota; Metazoa; Chordata; Mammalia; Dermoptera; Cynocephalidae. The transcript is spliced from 2 exons. The record is from RefSeq and is a predicted model, not a curated record. Bases 1 to 285 code for a protein of 94 amino acids.